CAUGGCACACAAGACACGAGAGUAAAAAGUUCUCAAAAUUCAUAAUUCAAACUCUUGUCAAAUUUACUAAGCUUAGGUGAAGAUUAUUAUUCAAGUUAUUUGUAAAUUGGAUUAAAGUUGAAAUACUAAAAUUUUGUAGUUCUUAAAUAAUGUGGAAAUCAAAGAUAGAACAAGUGUUUUCGACCGAUCCAGAAUUUUGUUCUUAUUGUGGUUCCAUUCUUCCUGUACCUUCGGGCACGGCCACAGAUCAUCAAUGUUUCGUUUGUCAAGAAUCUAUUAACACGAAACAUGUCACGAAUGUUAGCUACAUAGUUCAUUUCAAUGAUGCCGACGUGUAUAGCAAAGAGAGGGGCGAAUCAUCAGGAGGACGGAAGAAGAAAUCCAAAGGAAAAGGAAAAUAUAAGGAAGAUGUGGUGGCCGAAGGACCUGUUGUUGAUCGCGAGUGCAGGCGAUGUGGUCAUGGUCAAAUGAGCUAUGCUACACUUCAACUCAGAUCGGCGGAUGAAGGUCAAACCGUGUUCUACACUUGUAUGAAUCAAGCUUGCAAGUUCAAGGAAUCUGAAAACUCUUAAUUUCUACAAUAAAAUUGGGAAUUAAUAUUCUAAAA
Messenger RNA from Folsomia candida, 607 nucleotides. It is a transcript of the gene RpI12, whose product is annotated as DNA-directed RNA polymerase I subunit RPA12. Gene Ontology annotation, cellular component: RNA polymerase I complex. Gene Ontology annotation, biological process: termination of RNA polymerase I transcription; DNA-templated transcription. The record is from RefSeq and is a predicted model, not a curated record. Gene Ontology annotation, molecular function: nucleic acid binding; zinc ion binding; DNA-directed RNA polymerase activity. The coding region runs from base 150 to 572 and encodes 140 amino acids. NCBI's taxonomy places the organism in Eukaryota, Metazoa, Arthropoda, Collembola, Entomobryomorpha, Isotomidae. The transcript is spliced from 4 exons.